AUGACGUCCGUGGCCAGAAGACGAGAACAGGAUGAUUCUGGCGAAUUUUCCGAUGCAUCGCAGGAUAUCGACCAGAGCAACUCUGCAAAUGACGGCGUGCAGAACGAGUCUGAUUAUGAUUCUGCGGCUAGUGAAUCAGAACAUUCGGACAGAGAUCCCGAAAGCCAGGAGUCUGAGCGCAGAGUUGACGAUGAUGAGGACAGAAGCAACCCUCAGUACAUCCCCAAGAGAGGCACUUUCUAUGAACACGACGAUCGUACUGCUGCAAGUGGUGAAGAAUCGACCAACACAACAUCGGACGUAGCCUCCGAAAAGAAAGAGGGAUCUGAAGCACCAGCGGAGCGCCGCCGUCCGCCACGCAAGUCCGAAACGGUCAACAAAUGGUCGCACGACAAAUACAACGAGAAUGAACAAAUGCCAAAAUCCCGUGAAGAGUUGGUAGCGAUCUAUGGCUAUGAUAUAAGGAAUGAAGACGCGCCACCUCACGCACGUAGAAACAGACGAUAUGGUCGUGGACCGAACAAGUACACACGCACCUGGGAGGAUGAAGAGGCGUACCGCAGACAGGCCGCCGCUCAACAGCCGCAUCGGAAACCACCAAAUCCAGAGGAGUUCCCUGAACUCGAUGCACCCGGGAAGAAGUUCAACAAGAAGGCCCGAGCUCCUCGCCCACGGUCUAAAUCUCAACCAGCCUCCAACGAGUCUUCGGAUCGCGGAUCACAGCUUCGUCGCAACGCCUCUAUCAAGACUCCAAAAUCUAAGCCUACUCCCAAGCCUAACAUAGUGAAGCAAAACCCCGUUAACAAGAGCAUGUCCAAGACCCCAGUUAAGGAUAAGCUGCCACCACUGGAGAAUCUCACUAUAACAACGACAGUUGUCAACAACAGCGAUGGUCAGACACAACCUCAGAGACGAGUGAGCGCAGCCGUCGCACAACAGAGACCCGUGCCAACUGAGCAGGGCAAGAGGAAACCGACAGUGAACCAGCCACCGCAGCAGAACAAUGUGAUGACGAGUAAACAGCCCGCGCAACAACAACCGGUGCCGCAACAACAGAAACCACAACAGCAGCAACAACAGAAUCAGCAACCGCAACAAACUUCAGGUGCAGAAUCAAAAGCCGGUGGAAGCAAGCGGUACAGCAGUUUGCGUCAAAGGCCGCUCGCAGAGCCUUACUCGCCACAACAGCCUCAACAACAACAACCGCUGCAACAACCGCAGCCACAACAACAAACGCAACAACAACCACCGCAACAACCGCAGCAACAACAACAGCAGACUCAACAGCAACAGCAUAGAUAUCACGGAGAAUAUGCAGGCAACACACCACCACAGACUCAGCAUCAAGGCAGUCCUGUGCCCCAGAUCCAUCCACAGCAGCUAAUACAUCAGGUACAUCGUAACACUACAGUCAACCAGCCCCAUGGACCUUCGCCUCCUCAUCAAGCCUUGCAGCAGCAGCAACAUUCACAACAGGUUAGACUGGGCAUACUGGAGCAACCUCCACAAAUGGUAUCCCAUCCACAUCACUCCAUACACAACAUACCUCCGCAACACUCUAUCGGACAACUGCAACCUGCUCAAGGAUACGCACCACCUGCAAUGAUGCCGGCUCAGUUUAUGCAGCAAGGAGGCAGCGGUGCAGUGUAUAGCGGGCCCGCCAUGUUCGCACAACCACCGGCCGCGUAUCCCCAUCAAAUUUAUCCACAUCACAAUUAUGCAACUCAAGCGGGCGGCGUGACGUACUACAACUGCGCGGAGCAGGAGCCCCCGCCGCCGCAGCCGCGCGCGCAGAGACGCCCCACUGCAGCCAUACCCAUAGUCCGACCGGCCGCUCCGGAGAGGCCGGCUAACUCCACAGAGAAGGACAAUAUUGACAGAAUUGUUGAAAAUAUGUUUGUGAGGAAACCUUGGCCAGCACAAGGCGCCGAAGCGUCAAAAGAAAAGUCACAAGAGAACAGAAGUUCACAAGAGCCGCAGAGCAAGGAGUCCUCACAGCCCAACAGCCUGACAUCCAGCUCCAUAUCAACAGACUCGAAGCCAGCGGAGAGCACGCAGAAAGAAGCAGAAGAUAGCAGCAAGUCAGAGAAGGAAGUGGCAGAGAGCGAAGCAUCGGUACCACAAGAGAGCAUAUCAACAGAUGCCUGA
Molecule: messenger RNA, 2148 nt
Organism: Parnassius mnemosyne (clouded apollo)
Lineage: Eukaryota; Metazoa; Arthropoda; Insecta; Lepidoptera; Papilionidae
Source: the annotation of a GenBank genome assembly